AUGUUUUUUUCAGUUUUAGGAGUAAUUGCAAGUUCAAUGGAAAAUGUUGCUGUUGAAAUUCGUCACUUACAAAGAACUGAGAUUGCGGAAAUUGCCGAAUAUUUUUCUACUGGACAGAAAGGAAGCUCUGCCAUGCCGCUCAGGUAUAAAAGUUUGCCGAUGGUG
Molecule: messenger RNA, 165 nt
Organism: Brugia malayi
Lineage: Eukaryota; Metazoa; Nematoda; Chromadorea; Rhabditida; Onchocercidae
Source: the annotation of a RefSeq genome assembly